UUUUUUUUUUUUAAUAGAUCUACUAAAACAUCAUGGCACAACAACAAGUGAAUAUCACUGAUCUCGAUUUACCUGCACUUCAACAAGUGAAGACUCAAUUAGAAGAAGAAUUAAGUCAUUUAACUCAAUCUUACAGUAAACUUAAAGGUGUACAAUCAAGAUUCUCUGAUUGUGUUGAUAGUGUUGAAGCUUUAAAAGUUGAAAAACCAGAUGACAAAACAAUCCUUGUACCUCUCACAUCAUCUCUUUAUGUUCCAGGUAAAUUAAGUAAUGUUCAAAAAGUCAUUGUCGAUGUUGGAACAGGCUAUUAUGUUGAAAAGUCUGUUAGUGACGCUUCCAAGUUCUACAAGGACAAGGUUGGAUAUGUGAAAAAGAAUUUAGGCACAUUAGAAAAGACGAUUACAGACAAACAGGGCUCAUUAAGAGCUAUUGUUAAUGUUAUGCAAGAUAAAAUUCAACAACAAAAAUAAACAAAUGGAUGUAUUAAACUAAUAUUAAUAAAAAUGGAUUCUCGAGUAAUUAAAAUAAACUCAUUCAUCAAAAUCUAGGGACGACUAGAUUCUUUUAUGACUUUUAUUACUGCUAUUCAAGUCCACUUUUAUGGCAUGUACUCUACUCAAUUUUUAAUGUAAUUACGACUAAAAUGAGAAAAUUGGUGUUUGUGUGUUCUAUAGUACUUUGAAGUUUUCCUGCUAAACAUACAUAUGACUAUACUUGAAUCAUUACUUUUUAUGAGCAAGACAUGCUUCUCUAUAAUAACAUCUUUUUGAGCUCAAUAGAGUUAUUAAUUACAAGUUGCUAGUAACCUUCUCCUAUCAAAUAACUAUACAUUUAAGAAAAGACAAUAUAUAAUAAUACUUGACAAUGAUUAAAUAAAUAGUAAAUAUCAGAUACUGGUACACUUUUUUUUUAUAAUA
Molecule: messenger RNA, 917 nt
Organism: Cokeromyces recurvatus
Lineage: Eukaryota; Fungi; Mucoromycota; Mucoromycetes; Mucorales; Mucoraceae
Product: prefoldin, alpha subunit
Exons: 6
Coding region: 33-470 (145 amino acids)
Biological process (GO): protein folding; regulation of DNA-templated transcription
Cellular component (GO): prefoldin complex; cytoplasm
Source: RefSeq, a predicted model, not a curated record